CUGUUUGAGUUUUACAGUAGGAAGUGUCCUGUGAGCGUGCACUAUUUAAAACAGGGGCUUUCUCAUUUUUAUUACAAGAAAACAACGCAAUUUGUUUUAUGUCUAUAUCACGCUAUAAACUUGUUAAAAAUUCCCAUUGUUACCAGUGAGUGUGAGUAAAUAACUUUAAACUAAUUGCCACUCGACUGUACAAGCGUCAUUAAGGACACCCUGCCGAAAUACAGGUAAAGUUGUAGGCCCCCAUCCCCGGAAGAAGUUUACAUGACGUAGCCCAAAGUUGUGUUUUCCGUUACAUUCUAUAAUUUAGAAUUUGAUGAGCUAUUUUAAGUAGUAUUUACACUGCCAACAUGCUUCAGUCUCUUUGGAAAAAGAUUCCUACUCAGAUGGAUUUCAAAGGCCAGAAGUUAGCAGAACAUAUAUUUCAAAUCAUCAUCGUUGUUUCAGCAGUGAUUGGUUUUGCAUAUGGGUACAUGAUUGAACAGUUUGGGUGGACUGUCUACGUUGUUUUGGCUGGAUUUGCCGUUUCAUGUUUGCUAACUCUUCCUCCAUGGCCUAUGUACCGCAGGCACCCACUGAAAUGGCAGCCUGUGCAAGAAUUGAGAACAGAAGAAAAGAAACUGUUAGAAAAGAAACCCAGAAAAAAAUAAAAUGGCAUGCAGAUUGAGAUGGUCUCAAAUAAACCCAUUUAUUUUUGUAGUUUGCAUAUCUUCUAAAAAGAGAAUUCCAUUCAUUUUGUUGUAAAAUGCAUCAUAGUUUUUUUUCAUGACAUUUAAGUCGCUCUGCAUUAUUGUUUUGUCCAGAUGUUUAACACUUUUCUUUUCACUGUAUGCUAGGAAUGUCUUAAAUUGCUGAGUCCUAAAGAAAACAAUAAAGUCAAAAAUAAUCUAUA
Messenger RNA from Protopterus annectens (West African lungfish), 889 nucleotides. It is a transcript of the gene SPCS1, whose product is annotated as signal peptidase complex subunit 1. Lineage: Eukaryota; Metazoa; Chordata; Ceratodontiformes; Protopteridae. Gene Ontology annotation, cellular component: signal peptidase complex; endoplasmic reticulum membrane. Bases 348 to 647 code for a protein of 99 amino acids. The transcript is spliced from 4 exons. Gene Ontology annotation, biological process: protein targeting to ER. The record is from RefSeq and is a predicted model, not a curated record.